Molecule: messenger RNA, 504 nt
Organism: Cydia amplana
Lineage: Eukaryota; Metazoa; Arthropoda; Insecta; Lepidoptera; Tortricidae
Exons: 2
Coding region: 13-498 (161 amino acids)
Source: RefSeq, a predicted model, not a curated record
CCCUAUAAUAGCAUGCCAUGCGAAGACCCCGACGAUCCAUGCUACUGCACUGGUCCAAAGCAAGAUCCUAAGCAGCAGAUGGCCUGCAGGAAUACACAGGAAUACUGCUUGCAUCUACCUAAAGAUUGCUGUCCGCCGGGAAACAAGGUGGUAUUUCAAAUGCCACAAGACUCCUGCGCGUUGAACCACAAGCAGCGAGCGCAUUUCAACCUGGUGUCUGACGGUGUUGCCGAUGUGACACGAGAGGACCCAGCGCAGCUGAUGUCUACGAAAGCGAAGGACUAUCCCGGCGUCGUCUACGAUUUCUCCAACCGCGUGAUAAAGCUGAAAAUUGGAAAAACCGUGGAGGGGGCGGGCCGGAAAUCGAAAAUGGAAUACCAGUUCAUAACACCUAUUCCCCAUUAUGAGAAGACUGUAACUGUCAACGACAAUCGCGGCGCCCAAUGUGUGCGAACUCGUCGGUGUUGUUCACCGUGUCAUAGUUGCUGCCCAAAUUAAUACUCU